This is a messenger RNA of Ipomoea triloba (trilobed morning glory), 1517 nucleotides long. Its product is annotated as plasmodesmata-located protein 2-like. NCBI's taxonomy places the organism in Eukaryota, Viridiplantae, Streptophyta, Magnoliopsida, Solanales, Convolvulaceae. Gene Ontology annotation, cellular component: plasmodesma. The coding region runs from base 404 to 1300 and encodes 298 amino acids. The record is from RefSeq and is a predicted model, not a curated record. The transcript has 3 exons. Gene Ontology annotation, biological process: plasmodesmata-mediated intercellular transport; transport of virus in multicellular host.
CUUCUCUGUAACCAAGGGAAUAUUUUCCUCUACCUAAUUGAGCUCUUUCAUGACCAUUUUGUUCUCAUUCUCUUCAAAUACUCUAAUAUUCUAUUUUUUUUUUCAUAAGGAUUUGACACUAUUUUCUUUUGUAUACUCCAAUAAAAUAAUCCAAGUACUGAGAUAGAGUGAUAGAUAUAAGUGGUACGGCCACUCACCACCUCUGGAUAAUCCAAGUAGGAAGUGAAUCCCAAACCGCAUUAUUAAACGGAGUACUACAUUACAAGUAAAAUCAAGACACUUUUUUGAGAAACCAAGAAAUCAGAGCGCAAACCCAGAAAUCUUUGCCCAUUCUUUAGUAGAAGGCUUCCUCAAAAUCUAAUCUUUACCAUGAUUUGAUGCUUGGAGAGUCCAGACUCCAGAGAUGGGUUUGUCCAGAAAGCCCUUUUCUUCUUCUUCCUUCAUUUCUGUGUUCUUGGUUGUUCUUCCCAUUCUUGGGCUCAUUUCUCAAGCCAGCUCUGAAUCUGGGUAUGCCAGCUUGAUUUACAAGGGGUGUGCAAAGCAGGAUUUGCCAGAUCCAUCUGGGGUUUACUCACAGGCCCUCUCUGGGCUCUUUGGGUCUCUCAUUGCCCAGUCCUCAAAGGCCAAGUUUUACAAGAGUACUACUGGGAGUGGGCAGGCUACCAUUACUGGGCUGUUCCAGUGUAGGGGUGACCUCUCCAAUGUGAACUGUUACAACUGUGUGAGUAGGCUCCCAAUCCUCAUAGACAAGCUGUGUGGGAGGCCUGCAGCAGCAAGAAUCCAGCUUUUUGGGUGUUACAUGCUGUAUGAAGUUGCUGGGUUCCCCCAAAUCUCUGGGAUGGAGAUGCUGUACAAGACUUGCAGUGGGAAGAAUGCCCAAGGGUUUGAGGAGAGGAGGGACACUGCUUUCAACAAUUUGGUUGGUGGGAUUCCCAGUGCCAAUGGAUUUUACACCACCAGCUAUGAGUCUGUGUAUGUGUUGGGCCAGUGUGAGGGUGAUGUGGGCAAUUCUGAUUGUGGUCAGUGUGUGAAGAAUGCUGUUCAGAGAGCUCAAGUUGAGUGUGGGAGCUCCAUUUCUGGCCAAAUAUUUCUCCAUAAGUGCUUCAUUAGCUAUUCUUAUUAUCCCAAUGGCCUCCCUAAAGGCUCAUCACCUUCUUCAUUCUCAUCUCCUUCCUCCUCCUCAGGACAAAAUGCAGGGAAGACGGCAGCAAUAGUAGUAGGAGGAGCCGUGGGAGUGGGCUUUAUAGUCAUACUUUUGUUGUUUGCUAGAAGUUUAAUGAAGAAACGUGAUGAUUAUUGAAGGGGGCAUCUGAGUUUUUAGCCGAAGUUUUUCAUGAGGGAAAGUAUGUGAUAAUCUUAUUGGUUCUGGAUUCUUGUUACUGGAAAACUAUUCGGGAUGUGGGUAGGGAAAAUUUUUGGGGAUGUUGGCUGUUGAUGAAUGUUAGUUACGUAAAUGAUUUGUUUGGAGAAAAAAAUGCAUUUUUUUUGGCAGCAAUGAAAAAGUUUGGAAAUAGCCA